Molecule: messenger RNA, 1540 nt
Organism: Scomber scombrus (Atlantic mackerel)
Lineage: Eukaryota; Metazoa; Chordata; Actinopteri; Scombriformes; Scombridae
Gene: pex26
Product: peroxisomal biogenesis factor 26
Exons: 5
Coding region: 157-1074 (305 amino acids)
Biological process (GO): protein import into peroxisome matrix; protein import into peroxisome membrane
Cellular component (GO): peroxisomal membrane; peroxisome
Molecular function (GO): protein-containing complex binding; ATPase binding
Source: RefSeq, a predicted model, not a curated record
CAGGAGAGGAUAGUGGAUGAUUGAAGCCUCCAAACACGCUUAUUUUUACACCCAUCGUUAAAUUAAGCUGCUGAAAGUGAAGCGGCGACUCGUUACGUUGUGUAAAGUUGCGGUUUCUGCUGUUUUUUCCUCUUCAUUUUGACAAAGUAGACCCUAAUGAGCAGCUCUGGUACUAGUCUGGCUCAUGCUCGCAGCUGCGGCUCAGUCUGCAGCCCUCCGCUCUCUCCUUCUUUAUCAGAGAUGUUCAGCAUGCUGGACUCGGCUGCAGAGCAACUAAUGGUCCAUAAAGACUUCCAGGCAGCCUUUGAUACAUGCAACAGAGGCCUGGAGAGUCUCGCCAGCAUGGAGCAAGAGGACAACAGGUGUGCAGAGUUAAAGGCCAGCUUCUGCAUCUUAGGGAUUCAGGCUCUGGCUGAGCUGAAUCAGUGGCAUGGUGUCCUCUCCUGGGUCCUUCAGCAUUAUGAGCAUCAGGAGAAAAUACCAGCUAAAAUAAUGCAAAUGUGUAUACUUCUUUACUCUAAAGUGGGUGAGCCAGCUGUGCUGCAGGAGGCGUCCAGAGUUUGGUUACAGUGUCUGUCCAACAGUAGAGCAGCAGGUUUUGGGACAGUUGCAGAGCUGUACCUGCUGCAUGUCCUCGUACCUCUCGGACACACGGAAGAGGCGCGGGAGCUGAUCGCAGGUGAGGUCGGAAGCUGUGCAUUCACAGAAGACCAGAGGCAGACAGCGCUGGAUAUUGUAGAUGAAAAAGAGCAACAGAAUCAAGAAAAUCCUCCUUGCAAUCCAGACUUUGAACUUGUUGCUCAAAUUGCUUCAACUCGAGGUAGUGUAAUCCAUAAACUAGAAGCCAUGCUCAGGCUUCUCUACAGAAGACUGUUGGCGCCCGGCUCUGGCUCCUUUUCUCUCCGGAGAGUCUUUCUGGCUGCCAUCCUUCUCUACAUGCUUCUUGUCCGAAUGGAUCCAGCUCUUCCUUCUUCAUUCAUGUGGAUUUCCAAACUUCUUCAACUGCUCAAACAGAUGUGGAGUGCCAUGUUUGCGCCUUACUAUCAGACCCUCACUCAGAGUAAAAGGCUAUAAGAGACUGAAAAUCUGUCUAAUUAUGUUUUACUCAUCAUUUGAAAUCAUUUUACACUUUCUUGUUCUUUGCAGGAGAACAUGAUUUAGUCCCUUUUUACCUAUGAAAAACAUAUGUCAUAUUAACAGCUUUUAUGACUCCAAAUAUGGACACGUCUAGUAAUGUUUGAGUUAGAAACCAUGGAUGCCUCACUGAGGUCAAAAAUAAAUUUUACAUAACUGUCCUGGUCAAGAUAACAGCAGCACAAACAACAUGAAACAUAGUAAAUGUAUGAUAAAAUGUGAAAGGAAUAAUUACAGAUCAAAAAAACAGAUCAAAUGGUUAAUGUAAUAUAUAUUCUGUAUAUAACAACUAUUUAAUACCGAUAUAGUAUAUUAAUUUUAUUUUUUUAAGGCUUGUGAGAGUGAGUCACACUCCUGUACAGCUGGGAAAUAGAUUAAAAUAAAUAAACACAUUUUUGAACAGCUA